Messenger RNA from Guillardia theta CCMP2712, 843 nucleotides. RefSeq lists its product as hypothetical. The record is from RefSeq and is a predicted model, not a curated record. Gene Ontology annotation, cellular component: centriole; non-motile cilium. Gene Ontology annotation, biological process: cilium assembly. NCBI's taxonomy places the organism in Eukaryota, Cryptophyceae, Pyrenomonadales, Geminigeraceae. The coding region runs from base 1 to 843 and encodes 280 amino acids. The transcript is spliced from 5 exons.
AUGGCACAAGAAAUUUCUCUAGAGAUGGUCCGGAGUCAUCUGGCCGAUCUUGGAUACGUGGAGGUUCCAGAUGAUGUGCUGGAUGAGUUCAGAGAAGAACUUUCGAGAAGAAUCCGCUCGAAGGCAGCUGAAGACAUCCCAGCCCCACUGCAAGAGAAGCAGAAAGUAAGCAAGCAGGCCCAGGAACCUGAGAUCGGCCAGUACGCUGACGCCAAGAACAUGCUGCGUACACGAAGGCCGCACACGUCGUAUGAGAGGCAGAGGAAGGUGGAGGCAGAGGACCGACAGAGCUUGCAUGGCAUGCACUAUGAUGGCGAUGGCAGUGAAGAGGAGAAGGAGAAUGUCGUCCCCGACAGCGGCAGGCAGCCGAAGGCGCCAAACGAGCUGUCGAGGUCGGUCUGUUCGAUCAGCAGCGUCAAGUCAUGCUCAAGCGGUGUCAUCCGUCCGUCAACGCAGAUGUACGGCAGGCUGCAGAAGAAGAGCGAUCCUGUGGCAGGAUACAUGAAGAUGAAGCAGUGCUGGGACGUUUCGCUCCCCAGCUCACGGCAGAGCAGAAGUUACGUGAAGCCGAGCAGCUUGCAGCCGCCGAUUGAGAGGCAGAUCUGGAAGGCGACACAUCCUCUACAGAACAGCAUGGGAACGAGUGACUACGUGGUCCCUUCUUCCAAGCCUCGCACGCGCGAGCGCAUCAGCGUUCGUGACUGCGCGAAGUGGACGGACGUUUAUCAGCCGAGAAAGACGGACAGAGUGGAGGCAAACCAGGUGAUCAAGGAGUAUGUUCCACCCGAUGCCAAGAGGCGAGAUGAUGUCCGGUGGAGGACGCGGGUGAUGAUGCUCUCGUGA